Rhododendron vialii is the source of this 1664-nucleotide messenger RNA. Its product is annotated as mitogen-activated protein kinase kinase 5. Gene Ontology annotation, molecular function: protein serine/threonine kinase activity; ATP binding. The coding region runs from base 305 to 1387 and encodes 360 amino acids. Gene Ontology annotation, cellular component: cytoplasm. Gene Ontology annotation, biological process: protein phosphorylation. The record is from RefSeq and is a predicted model, not a curated record. The transcript has a single exon. Lineage: Eukaryota; Viridiplantae; Streptophyta; Magnoliopsida; Ericales; Ericaceae.
ACUUCACCACCCCUUUCCUCUUCUUUUCUCCCUCUUCUUCCAAGAACCUUCUCUCUCCACACACACACACACACACACACACACAUGGAAGAAGACUGGUUCCAUGGGAAGAUGGGAUUGGUUGCAACAACAAAUCCAUCACCAAACCCCUCUCAGAAGUGACAAAAAAAAGAUUAGCCAAAAACGACGACUCAGACCCUAAUAAUUACUCCUAGGGAGUACUAUUAAUUUAAAACCCACCCGCGUACCAGCUUUAUUUGUCAAUAUUGGAUUCUUCUAUCAUUUCCUAUCUAAUAAUUAAACCAUGAGAGGGAUUCAGCAACCACCACCACCACCGCCCGCCGCCGCCGGCUCCACCACCAAUCGGAACAACCCACGGCGGCGGCGCCCCGACCUCACCCUCCCCCUACCCCAACGCGACACCUCCCUCGCCGUCCCCCUCCCCCUCCCUCCCAGCUCCGCCCCCGCCUCCUCCUCGUCCUCAACCCAGCUCCCCUCCAUCACCAGCCAGGUGAACUUCUCCGACCUCGACCGGAUCAACCGAAUCGGGUCCGGCUCGGGCGGCACGGUCUACAAGGUCCUCCACAGACCCUCCGGCAAGCUCUACGCCCUGAAAGUGAUCUACGGCCACCACGAGGACUCCGUCCGCCGCCAGAUCUGCCGUGAGAUCGAGAUUCUCCGCGACGUCGACAACCCCAGCGUCGUCAAGUGCCACGACAUGUUCGACCACAACGGCGAAGUCCAAGUCCUCUUAGAAUACAUGGACGGUGGGUCCCUCGAAGGAAGCCGAAUCCACGACGAGCCAUCCUUGUCCGAUUUCACCCGCCAGAUCCUCUCGGGGCUCUACUACCUCCACCGCCACAGAAUCGUCCACAGAGACAUCAAGCCCUCCAACCUCCUCAUCAACUCUCGCAAGCAGGUGAAGAUAGCAGAUUUCGGAGUGUCCAGAAUCCUAUCCCAGACGAUGGAUCCGUGCAAUUCUUCGGUGGGGACGAUCGCGUACAUGAGUCCUGAACGGAUUAAUACGGAUUUGAACCACGGGAAGUACGAUGGGUACGCGGGGGAUAUUUGGAGCUUGGGGGUUUCUAUACUGGAGUUUUAUUUGGGCCGGUUUCCGUUUGCGGUGAGCCGGCAGGGGGAUUGGGCCAGCCUCAUGUGCGCGAUCUGCUUGUCGCAGCCGCCCGAGGCGCCGCCUACGGCGUCGAGGGAGUUUCAGGAUUUCAUCGCGUGUUGUUUGCAGAGGGAUCCGGCCAGGAGGUGGACUGCCCUGCGAUUGUUGAGCCACCCUUUCAUAAUACAAAACGCCGGCGCAGCCAAUAAUCAGAACAAUCAGGUUCAUCAGCCUCACAACCUACCACCUCCGCGUCGAUAUUUUUCUUCUUCUUGAAUGAUAUCUUUGUUGUUUUUUUAUUUCUGGGUUUAUCGAAUUGUGUAUUUUCCAUAUGAUGGGGUGGGGUGGGGAAGGUGGUUCGAGAGGGAAGGAAAUCUGUUGCGUUGAGGGUUCCAAUCAAUGAAUGGAUAUUCUCUAAUGAUAAUGUUUGCCAGGAACAAAGGGGUAAUUUUGGCUCAACUCUUUGGGGGUAAAACGUGUUUUUCCCCAAGAGGUUGGAAUUUCCAGAUUGGAUUUGGGGAAAUGGAUUUCUGGCAACUGAAUUUCUUUACUA